GCACAUUUUUUUGUGGAAGGUAGACGCUAGUAGCUUUCCGUUCAUAGUAGGCUACCACCGCCCGAGCGGCCGAGUUCCCCAGCGUCUGACUGUAGGCUAAUGAUGUCCUUCCACUGAAUACGACACCGACAGUUUUGACUGCAUUGUCGCGAUUAGCUGUUCCACAUUGGGACUUCUUCUAAACUGAAUCAAAGCUGGCUUUAGCUGUUUUACCUUUCGAUUCUGUCUUCCUAUUCGCUAGACUUCCUACUCGCCUGGCCACUCAUCUUUCCCGCAGAAUAUCUGCUGCAGUCGACAAAAUAAAACCGAUUAUUCGCGGAUUGCGUUUACAUCUGGACACGCUCGGGAGAUUUGAGGCCUACUGUUAGCCUAUCUCUAUUGUAAAGAAGAAAACGUCUACGUGUUUUUGCGACUAUAUAAUGCCGACACAUCUGCGAUUUCGGAGAAGGUCAUUCCUUGGGCUUAUAUUCCUUUUCUCACUGUCCACCACGGCAUUGUACUUCAUCUAUUCAGCGCCUGGUAUCGUAAAUGAGUACCUGUUUAUGGUGCAGGCCACAGGGAUUCACAUCAAGGACAACGUGAAGAAUAUCGGUGUUCAAGUUCUAGAGCAGGUGGUCAGAGGUGGUUACAAUAUCAAUGGCACAGAUUAUGCCUAUGACUUCAACCUGAGUGAGAGUGAUGUGCCGCCCACCACAUACCUCCCCGACAGCUUCACCUAUUUGUCCUCACAGAUUUGCCCAGAGAGACUGCCCUCCAUGAAGGGGAGGCUGGAGGUGAAUAUGAGUGAGAUGGCUCUGGAGGAUGUGGAGAGGGUUCUGUUGAAUGCUGAGCCUAGCAUGACCCUGGGGGGCUACUGGAAGCCCAGGGACUGUGUCCCGCGUUGGAAGGUGGCGAUACUGGUCCCAUUCCGAAACCGCCAUGAGCACCUGCCUAUCUUACUCAGACACCUGAUACCAGCACUACAAAGACAGAGGCUACAGUUCGCCUUCUAUGUUGUAGAGCAGGUUGGUAGUGAGCCCUUCAAUAGGGCCAUGUUGUUUAACGUGGGCUUCCGGGAGGCUAUGCGGGACCUGGACUGGGACUGUAUGGUGUUCCACGAUGUAGACCACAUGCUGGAGAACGACAGGAACUACUACGGCUGUGGAGACAUGCCUCGCCACUUCGCUGUCAAACUCAACAAGUACUCCUACAUGCUUCCGUACAAUGAGUUCUUUGGUGGCGUCAGUGGUCUAACAGUGGAACAGUUCACCAAGAUCAAUGGCUUUCCCAAUGCAUUCUGGGGCUGGGGAGGAGAAGACGACGACCUUUGGAACAGGGUGCAGUAUGCUAACUACACGGUCAGUCGGCCGCAGGGAGAGUUGGGCCGUUACAUGUCAAUCCCACACCACCACCGUGGCGAGGUGCAGUUCCUGGGAAGGUACACUCUUCUAAGGCGCUCUAAGGAGAGACAGAGUCUGGAUGGGCUCAACAACCUGCGGUACUCCCCCCUAUUGUCCCGGAGGCCUCUCUACACCAACAUAUCAGUCAGCCUGAGCAGGAAGCUAGCCCCUAUAGCAGACUAUAACUGACCAGGAAGCAGCGGGCCACACAGCCCUCCGGGGAAACGAAGUCAUUAUGGACGUUAGCCAUAUCUCACCAGUCACAGCACUCCUUAGGACUUUUUAGUUCAUUUACUUUGAUUCAGUUUUUUAAGCAAAAAAGACAUGCAGAACGGUGUUGAUUGAUCAAUCCUUGUGACAUGUAAGGAGAAAGCCGCACUCGUUUUGUGCUGUGGUCCAUCAAUCGCUUCUAUCAUCCGGGCUUCUCCACUCUUCUGUCUCCACCUGCCCUCCACACCAUUUUGGGCCUUUAGCAUUCAUUCUUUCAUUAAUUUGUUCAGUAAGUCAUUAAUUCACUCAUGGAGACAAUGGCAACUGUAACCAUAAGGGAAACAGGAACACAUUCCCUCUAUAGGGCUGUGGUGUGGAGGGGACAGUAGUGUAGUUUGUGUAUGUGGCUGAAGGAGUUAGGUUGUACACACAAAUCUGCUGACACAGUCCCUAGGCUUUGAUUUUAUUUUGACCUUGAAUAUUUGACCUGAAUAUUUUUCAUUGACUUAUUAAACCUGUGAAAAACAGACACACACAGAGUAGGUCCUCACAGCUGGCUCUGUGUAGGACAUGGAGGGAGAGAGAGACGCUGUGGACAAAGGUAUAACAUUAGCUUGAGACUGACUUGUGUGCAGAGUGGCUGACUGGUCACAGUAGACACACCUUUAGCUAAAUAAACAUACUAGUCUAGCAAAUUGAAAAUCUUUGACAGUACAGUGUGAGUGAGAGCGGGAUAGCUAUGUAUGUGUUAGAGAGAGAGGGAUAGCUAUGUAUGUAUGUGUGAGUGAGAGAGGGAUAGCUAUGUAUGUGUGAGUGAGAGAGGGAUAGCUAUGUAUGUGUGAGUGAGAGAGGGAUAGCUAUGUAUGUGUGAGAGAGAGAGAGGGAUAGCUAUGUAUGUGUGUGAGAGAGAGAGGGAUAGCUAUGUAUGUGUGAGAGAGAGAGGGGGAUAGCUAUGUAUGUGUGAGAGAGAGAGGGGGAUAGCUAUGCAUGUGUGAGAGAGAGAGAGCGGGAUAGCUAUGCAUGUGUGAGAGAGAGAGAGCGGGAUAGCUAUGUAUGUGUGUGAGAGAGAGAGAGAGGGAUAGCUAUGUAUGUGUGAGAGAGAGAGAGGGAUAGCUAUGUAUGUGUGUGAGAGAGAGAGGGAUAGCUAUGUAUGUGUGAGAGAGAGAGGGGGAUAGCUAUGCAUGUGUGAGAGAGAGAGAGCGGGAUAGCUAUGUAUGUGUGAGAGAGAGAGGGAUAGCUAUGUAUGUGUGUGAGAGAGAGAGAGCGGGAUAGCUAUGCAUGUGUGAGAGAGAGGGGGAUAGCUAUGCAUGUGUGAGAGAGAGAAGGAUAGCUAUGUAUGUGUGUGUGUGAGAGAGAGAGGGAUAGCUAUGUAUGUGAGAGAGAGAGAGGGAUAGCUAUGUAUGUGUGAGAGAGAGAGGGAUAGCUAUGUAUGUGUGUGAGAGAGAGAGGGAUAGCUAUGUAUGUGUGAGAGAGAGAGAGAGCGGGAUAGCUAUGCAUGUGUGAGAGAGAGGGGGAUAGCUAUGCAUGUGUGAGAGAGAGAAGGAUAGCUAUGUAUGUGUGUGUGUGUGAGAGAGAGAGGGAUAGCUAUGUAUGUGAGAGAGAGAGAGGGAUAGCUAUGUAUGUGUGAGAGAGAGGGAUGGCUAUGUAUGUGUGAGAGAGAGAGGGAUGGCUAUGUAUGUGUGAGAGAGAGAGGGAUGGCUAUGUAUGUGUGAGAGAGGGAUGGCUAUGUAUGUGUGAGAGAGGGAUGGCUAUGUAUGUGUGAGAGAGGGAUGGCUAUGUAUGUGUGAGAGAGAGGGAUAGCUAUGUAUGUGAGAGAGAGAGGGAUAGCUAUGUAUGUGUGAGAGAGAGAGAGAUGGCUAUGUAUGUGUGAGAGAGAGAGGGAUAGCUAUGUAUAUGUGAGAGAGAGAUAGCUAUGCACAUGGGCUUGUCAGCAUCCUGUUUUCACUGCUUUGAGGGAUUUCUGAUGUCAGACACAUGUUUAGUGAGUCUCCUAAACUGAAAUGUUCACUGUUCACAUCAUGUCAUGCAGUUUAAGCCUGUCUCCCAAUUCACACUCUUUUUCCCUAUAGGCCUGUGUGUUCCACAAUCAUGUGUAACACUGUAUAGGAAUAGGAUGAUGUUUGAGAGGCAGUCUAAAACUAGAGACCCUGUUCUAUCCCCUUUACCCUAAACAGAAAUGUUUAUUCAUCUAUAGGGUCAUUUGCGAUGGAGCCUGCAGAGGCACUUUCACUAGUGUCUUUUUAAAGAGACACUGCACUGUGUUUGCAGCUGUUUGCAGCUGCUUUGUGUAAUGUCAUUCUGACGUUGGUUAGACACCGUGGCAACGCGUUCCAGUCCCCCCCCCAUCCUGCUGGACUAUGAUGACGGUGCCCUUAGGCACUGCUCAAAGGUCAGAAAGUAACUGCAGACACAGAUGAAGUCAUUAGCAGUGGUUAAUCUUUAGCCAGUGUGUGGUCUGUGUGUGGGAAAAGUCUGAAUACUGGCGUUUGUGUUUGGGUGGUAUGCUACGUGAGACCUCACAAACUAAGAUACAUUCACCACUCCAAAUAUCUCCAGCAAUUCCAGCCCUUCGUCUUCUCGUCUGUGCAGAUAUGUGUAUUUUUGUAUUUGUAGUUUUUAAGGAUCCCCAUUAGCUGCUGCUAUGGCAACUCUUCCUGGGGUCCAAACAAAUGAAGGCAAAAAUAAAACGGUACAUCAUACAACAUUAUUACAGUAGAACAUUUAUAAUCCCAUCAUACGUAUGUGUGUGUGUAGAGUGCAUGUGCUAGCGUGUGUGUGUGUGUGUGUGGCAGUGUUUGAGUGAAUUGGUUUUGUCACAGUACUGAAGUAACAUCAAAUGUGGUCCUACUGUUGUCUCUGUUCAAAGGCCUAUAUUCCAACACACCGGCCCCUCCAUGUCUUGGUGUCUCCAUAGCUUUAAUAUACUGACAGUUCAUUUCACACACAUCGCCUUGUCAAAUCAUUGACUUUCUUCAGAUGUAUCAUUUGGGAAAAAAGUUUUUUGUGUUCCCAUGAUAUGACGGAGGCGGGACCUCCUUUUAUUUAUUUAAUCUUUUAAAGAUGACUUCCUGUGAUUGAUUGAUUGAUUUUGUUGUGGUGAUGAUGAUUCAGUAAACUUGCUGUGAGACAGGCUGUGUUAGAAGCACUGAAACUUGUGGUUGUGAGAUUGAAAGUUCAACCUGUGUGGAAAGAUGUUCCAAAUUAACCCCUGCCCCUAAACUCUAUGCACUUAGAUCUGAAACAAUUAGCAAAAUGGUAACGGCUCCACCUUUUUUAAAUGCUAGUUGGAAUGUCUGCCAUAUUGCUUAUACCUGUCCAAUCCACUUGGAUCUACACACAUGCAUAGAGAUUAGGAUAUAGAGGUUAAUUUUGGAUUUGAUAUGUUCGUUAAAUCAGCUGAACCGGCAAUGUAGACGUAGGCCAUUUUGUGUGACAACCACAGGAAGAGGAAGACGCCUAAUUAUAAAGUCACUUCCUCCUGCUAAGCACCUUCUGUUUCUUCAUCGAUAAUCAAUGGUGCUGAUCUGCUUGCCCUUCGAUUGGGGGAGCCACUCACUACGUGCUGCCUGGGAACCAAUCCUGUGUGUAGAUAGCUACAGGAAGUACCCCUCUUAUUGGUUCAUCCUUCCUCUUUUUAAUGUCACCCAACUAGAAGCAUGUGUUUACUUACCUACUGUGGCCAAUCACGUUGGAGGUGCUUAGUGGAGAGUUGUUGACAUUAGCUGCUAGUUUCUCUAAAGUCUUCCUCUUUGAGUGUGUUUGAUUGAAAUGGUGAAGCCUGUCAAUGCCAGGGGCCCAGGUGUCAUUUACAAGAGGUUGUUGUUUUUUGUUUGUAAAUAUUUCGGUUUUGUUUGUUUUCAAGCUCUGCUCUGCUCAGAGAGCCUGAGUUUGUAGGCUGGAGUGUUCUGAUUCGAGCCCUAAGGUUUCCACUACUGCUGAAGGAGGAGAGGAAUAAAAUCCAGUAGUAGUGCUAACCUGAGGCCUGGGUGUGAAUCACCCUGCUGUCUGUCACUUCUAGGUUAACCCCAGACUUUCAAGGUAAGUCCCAGUCCAGACCCGAGGCCUGCAGCCUCUGGUUCUGUUCCUUUGCCUUGAACCAGUGAGUGACCUAGACCUGGGAAACCAAGUAAACAUGUACUGUAGUAUACUGUCUUGUCAGUGACAUUGGUUGGUCUUUACAGUGCUGCAGCUCUCGAGGAUUAGGACUGGGGACACCUUGGUUUAGGCAUGGUCUUACGUCAGAUAGCCCAACGAUCUCCUUAACGGCGUGUCCCGUUAGAAUAACGCCAUCUGCCGGAAGACAAUGGGGUUUAGAUUGUUGUUCUAACUGAUCCUGUGUCAGUGUGGUAAGCCCAGAGCUCAGCCAGGGUGUGUUGCAACGCCCCGGUCUUGUCAGGCUCCUCUCUGACCGAGCAGAGCCAUGAUCUGAUCCAUUCUGUGCCAGUCCAAAUGAAGGGCUCAGUGCUGCUCCGCCCUGGUAUGACUAGCCACUGUUAUUAUUCUGUCUAGAUGUACAUGUAGCAGACUGGAUAAUCAUGGAGGCUAGUCGUCUCAGAGAUGAGCACUGACGCCCUGACAGACUGGCAAGCCUUAAUAAAAACCUCUUUAAUUUAUUUCACUGUUUUCACACGCUUACAUUUUUUUUAUGAGCAAAUCUAUUUAAAUUGAAGGAAAAGGUGCAUAUAAGAUAAAUGUCCACUCUGUAAAUAUUAUUAUGUCUAGUGUUAUUGAAAAGAGAAAUUAAAAGUCUUAAAUCCCUACAAAUGCUUAACGAACAAGGGGUUCCGCUGAGUUCCUUCUGGUGCCAUGGACCUACUUACCCUCAUCAAGCGCUACAUAAUCACUUUCACGUUAUUGGUUCCAAACUCAUUGUAGAUAAGGAAUAAUGUAAGGGUUAGUCCAUCAGCAUUCUGGUAUAGUUCCCAUUGUCAUGAAGUAGAUGAUGUGGAUCAUCUCAGUAGUCUAAAGUGGUAAGGUGUAGGUGUAGCUUAUAGGCAGUGCUUGACUUGGGGAGAAGCUCACCAGAGCUGAGUACUGGCACCUCAAAUGUUCUCCUGCUUGAGCUCCUGUUCCUCUUCUAGAAUAUCAGCUCAAAAGUAUUGUGGAGCUCCUGCACCUAAAUAUAAACUGUACCGGCACCCAAAAUGAGUACUCAAUCUAUUUCAGUCCAAGUCAAGUACUGCUUAUAGGGUAUAGGGAGAACUACAUCAGCCAGAAACACCAUUAUGUUUAUAGUAAUGGGACAAGGAAGAGAAACCAUGUUCCAACUGCUACCAACUCCAGAUUAUACACCCCCAAAAUGUGUUUUGUAUAAAGGCAAAUUAAAAGAUGAAUAAAUACAUGACUAUAUUACUAAUAUAUCUUUCUCUGAUUGUAAGGACUUUAUUUCUCCUUGAAUUGAAGCCAUUUGAAGCCACUUGUAAAACUCGAUGUCAGCCUUAUGUCUGUCUGUCUGCAUUAUCUUUUGUAUGAUUUUUUUUUUACCAUCGUUAUUGUCAAAGUACACCAAUAAAAUUAACUUUAAACGA
Oncorhynchus nerka (sockeye salmon) is the source of this 7117-nucleotide messenger RNA. RefSeq names its product UDP-Gal:betaGlcNAc beta 1,4- galactosyltransferase, polypeptide 5 (gene b4galt5). The coding region runs from base 420 to 1568 and encodes 382 amino acids. Gene Ontology annotation, cellular component: Golgi apparatus. The record is from RefSeq and is a predicted model, not a curated record. Gene Ontology annotation, biological process: carbohydrate metabolic process. The transcript has 9 exons. NCBI's taxonomy places the organism in Eukaryota, Metazoa, Chordata, Actinopteri, Salmoniformes, Salmonidae. Gene Ontology annotation, molecular function: UDP-galactose:glucosylceramide beta-1,4-galactosyltransferase activity.